Molecule: messenger RNA, 4703 nt
Organism: Dreissena polymorpha
Lineage: Eukaryota; Metazoa; Mollusca; Bivalvia; Myida; Dreissenidae
Product: signal transducer and activator of transcription B-like
Exons: 6
Coding region: 467-1264 (265 amino acids)
Source: RefSeq, a predicted model, not a curated record
UUGAUUUGUAAUUGUUGUAAUUUACAAAUUGUACAGUAAUUGUAUCAUAAAUAACUAUAAUUUUGUGAACUUAUAAGAAAUUAUUUGAAUUUGCUAUUGUAACAACUUACUUAACAUAUGCUAAUAGCAUGCUGAGUUACCAAAGAUUGAAAGUAGACUCGUCCCAUGUUGACAGUCCUAAUUGAAAGUGGGCAGUGAUUGACAACCAAGUAAACAACAUGGAUUCUUUUGAAUUUUUGCCUGAAAGUUUUUAUAAUGAGAUGAUAUGUUUAUUUGACUGAUUUAUGGCUAUUUAUAAAUGGUUUAAUCGUUAAGUGUUCACAGCCGCAGUUUACAAAGCCACAUGAAACAAAGUUUAUAAACUUAAGUUUAACAAAUCAGAGUCCGACAGUUAACCUAGUUCAUAGAUAUGUCAGUAGGUAAAACCUAACACAAAAGCAAAAUAAAAACAUUGAAAUCUAGAGAGAUGGGAUCAGGACCAAGUAAGGAGAAGACGCCGCUUCAAAAUGUUCCGCCGAGAAAGCCUGAUAAUGUGUCGAAAGGAAAUAAACAGUUUAAAACAGAAGAGGUAACUUCAGUUCAGAAUAAUAACAAAACAAAUAUUAAUUCCAAGAUAGAUGUGGUGGAAAGUAAGAACAAUAAAUUUGAAACUGUUAAAUCCAAUACAAACAACACAAUUAAGGUUGGGAAUGGGAAGUCGGAAGAAUCACAAGUUCGAAAAUCAGAGCCUAUCACAUCAAAAGACUCUAAAAAAUCUUUGACUAAAAAGGAUUUAGGAAAGUUUGAGAGUGAUUCAGAAUCAGAGGCUGAGGAUAUUGAUGCUGUUUUGGCAGCAACAAAGAACCAGUAUAAUCAGCAUGUGCAGCAACGAACAAUUCAACACAACGACGACGGACAUUAUCCGGAAACGUACGCACAGCGAUUACAACGGGAGCAGUACAAACAUCAGCCUGAGGGACUUCUUAGACAGAAGACUAUUUAUAGAAAUCCUCAAGAAUGGGAAAUUGAAGAGAUAUUAGAUCUGAACAAGAAUAAAGUGGAGUCAUUUGAUGUGUCGCGGUUCAAGCAGGCCAAUGUGCUGAAGAAUCCUCAACCAAUGCAGUCUAACACAGAUGACAUCUUUUCUCCACCAGAUGUUCCAAGUAAUGGACACCCACCCAGGGAAGAUUUUAGUUAUAGGCUGGAGAAAAAGAAGUCGUUGCCACACUACGAUACAACAGAAGAGGCCUUACUUGCAGAGAUAGAGAAAGAGUACGACCUGUAGCUCUACACACAUGAACACAUUUCUACAUGUACAAAGGACCUACAUGUUGUGUCAUUUAUUUAUUUUUUAUUUAACCUUCAUCAAUCAAUAGUGAAGCAGCCUUGGCCCCCUCAUUUUUUGAAAAAAAAAAGUGGUAAACUUUUCCAAAAAGUGAAAAAAGCAAACGUUUUAAAAUUGUGAAAACAAAAUAAUUUGUGAAAAAUUUUGACCGGGACUUCUUGAAAUGUUUAGUCGCAAACUUCUCAAAUUUGUGAAAAACAGCCAUUCCUUAGCAAGAAAAAAAGCCCUUCUGAGACAUGAACCCCAUCAAGUUAAAUCACACAUAAAUCUGUGUCUCCUUCCACAUGAUUAUGUUUCUCCUCCUGCAUCCGCCAAAUAAAGCUCCACUGUUUGUGCCUUAUUUUCAAACAUUGGCUUCUGUGUUAUUAACUGAAUUUAUUACAGUUUAUUAAGGUUUUUAUUCAAAAUAUUUAAUUUCUCCUUUAGAAAAGCUUGAUUUAUGGCAAACAUAGGCAAUUUCAUUCACUCAUUUCAUGUUUGAGCGAUCUAUUUAAACAGUAAAACUAUUGAACAAGAUUGGUCACCAAGUACUUUGUCUAUCAUUUGUUUGUUGACGUUUUGAAAAUUGUAAGGAAAAUAGAGGAUGUAAAGAUGUGCCUUUUUAAAUACAUAUUUGUUGUCUCAGGCCCUAUAUUGACAAAUUUACUAUGGUCUCAUUUUCUUGAAUAUUAUUGAGUGUGUUAACCCUUUCCCACAUAAGAAGCAAAGUGAAAAUGGCUUUUGCAACCAGCAUAAAACCAGAACAGCCUGCCAGUAACUGGCAGUCUGUUCAGGUUUAUCCUGUUUGCUGCUCAUCAGUAUCUAAGGGUUAGAAAUGAAGCCUUGAUAAUAAACUUGAAUAUAGUAAGAAAAGUUUUUAAUUAAAUUUAACUUUCUAAGGGAAAACCAAUGUGUUGAAAUAUGUAUCUUAUUGGUAUUGAGGUUUAACAUAAGCUGACUUGUUAUACGUGUAUGCCAGUUUAAAAAAAUACUUUGCAUUAAAUAAUCACUUACCAACCACUUCUUUAUAUUAUGCAAUUAUGCUGUACAAUGGCCAUGUCUAUUUAUUAGGGCAAUUAUUUGAAGAAAAGUUAAUUUAGUAUGAUUUUUUUUAAAUCAGUAUUGGGUUUGUUUCAUUGAGAUUUCAAGUACCGGUAAGAACUUGUUCAAUUAGGAAACAUUCCAUUCUAAGUAUUUCAACAUAAAGUUGUACAUAGUAUGAAGUCAGUGGUUACAGGUAAAUGAAAACAUUCUUGUUCAUUGAUUCAGUAAAUGCAUGGCAAUAUACUGUCAUAUUUGAAAUAUUUUAUUGUUGUGUAUGACUUGAAGAUGCUGUGUAUAAAUUGUUUUACAUACCCAGUAGAUCACUAUUUUUUAUGCUCUUUUGAUUAGAACGUCUUCCAUUACCAACAUUCUCAAGCCAUUUUACUAUUGCUCAUUUAUUUAUUAGCAUUAAUUCAUCUUCUGUUAUACAUGUUAUAUUCAGAUAUUACUUAUAUGUUGUAUUUCAAAUUUUCUUGUAUGAAGUUUUAUUGUUUUUGUACACAUUAAGUUUGUUGUCUUUCCUUUAAAACAAAAAUGGCCUGUAGAUUUUAUAUGUGCUGAACUCUGUUAUAAGUGGGUUUAAUGCAUGUGGGUAAAGUAAUGUCCCAGAUUAGCCUGUGCAGUUCGCACAGGCUAAUGAGAGAUGACACUACGCUUAAACUGGUUUUUGCUAAUAAGAUACUUUUUAUGCCCAUGAUGAAGGAGGGCAUAUAGUGAUUGGACCGUCCGUCCAUCUGUCUGUCCGUCUGUCACACUUAGCGUUUAGGUUUCGCGUUUAGGUUUCGAAAAAUGCUCAUAACUUCUAUGUCCCUUCACAUAGCAACUUGAUAUUUGGCAUGCAUGUGUAUCUAAUGGAGCUGCACAUUUUGAGUGGUAAAAGGUCAAGGUCAUCCUUCAAGGUCAAAGGUCAAAACAAGGUAAUGUAUCAAAGUGGCGCAGUAGGAGGCAUUGUGUUUCUGACAAACACAUCUCUUGUUUAAACAAUUAUUAUCAUAAAAGCGAAAAGUGUUGUUCCUGAUUAGCCUGUGCAGACUGCACAGGCUAAUCUGGGACGACACACUUUACACUCAUGCAUUAAACCCCCUUUCACAGAGCGCACCCAAACUAUUGAUUUCUUGGGCUUAUUCUAGACUUUAAGCUCACCUUAGAAUGAUAUUGAGCUAUUGUGGUCGGUCUAUGUCUGGCCUUUAGCAUCAUAGGUUUUGUGUAUUUGUUCAACUGUUAGCUUGUUAACGUCCUAAAGGUCACAUUUGUUAUCCCAAUUGUGAUAAAACUUGGUCAGAAUGUUAAUGACAGCAUAUAGGUAAAGUUGGAAUAUUGGUCAUGUUUGUUGCGAAUCUAGGUCACCAGGUCAAAUCUUAGAUAAACACUGUAAUCAAUCUUAAGCCACAUUUAUGACUCAAUUUUGAUAAAAACUUAGUCAGCAUGAUGACCUUGACAAUAUCAGGUUAAAAUCUUGGUUUAGUGUCUUCAAAACUUGAUGACCAGUUCAAAUCUUAAAAAUCCCAUAAAUGCCACUCUAAAAGCAACAUAAUUAUUUGGCUCAAUCUUGAUGUAAUCUUGCCCAUAUUUGUUUUCUUUUACAUUAAUAAGGCAGGGUUUGAAUCUCAAAUGGGGUCAGAAAGUAGGUUCCCAUGCUAUGUCUGGGACCAUUGAUGUACCUUGAAUUAAAGUGAGGGAUUCAGUGCCAUAAUUGCCCUCUUGUUUGAAGUUGAUGUUAGCAAGUUAUAAUAAUUUUCAUGGAGAAAUAAUGCAGAGUAAAUGUGUGAUUUUAAUUUUAGAUUUACAGAUUUUUGGGAAAUCUUACAUUUCUUAAACUUGAAUGAUGGUUUCAUACUCAAGUCAACACUGGUGUUUUGUCACUCUGUUGUCCUAGGAAGUCAAGUCCUUUUUUAGUCAUAAUUAUGUAUGCAUCUUCUUCUACAAUAUUGAUAACCACUUUCAAACAUGAAGGAACCAUCAAUCAUUUGUGCCAUUGCUCAUCUGGAAAUCGUUGUGUCUUACUUGAGAUAUAAACACUUAUUAAUUGUCAAGUGAGAAAUAAAGAAAACUUAAUAGGUGGUUGAUUUUUUAUAUAUAGGCCAACAUAAAAAAACUGAAUAAGCAUCCAUGUGCAGAAUUCAUGCAAGGUGUUGUGUCUGUUUCGUUUAAUGGCAUGAUGUUGCAUUGGUUUCAAUUCAAUGGUAUAUAUUGGUGCAACCAUAGGAAUUCAAUGCUGACGGUGUUCUUUUUAGAAAUCAUAUUUAAUUUCACUAUAAAAAUAUGAUGUUUAUUUAUUGAUGCAAUUUAAGUGUUUUCAUGUUAUUAUGUUCAAUUGUGCUACAAUGUGAUAUUUGAUAUGUUAUUUUCAGAUCUG